Molecule: messenger RNA, 3069 nt
Organism: Paraglomus brasilianum
Lineage: Eukaryota; Fungi; Glomeromycota; Glomeromycetes; Paraglomerales; Paraglomeraceae
Source: the annotation of a GenBank genome assembly
AUGUUUCUUACGUAUAUCCGCACAACGUCGCCUUCCGACUACCCAUCAUUGCCCAACACCAGCCGAUCCAAGAAGAGCCAUCGCACGUUAUCACUUCCUAAGUACAAUGCGUUUCAAGAGUUGUCCACAAAACACGACUGCCCUAUAAAACCCGUGAAUGAAUUUAGCAAAGAUUUCGGAGAGCAUAUAUUAUGCAGACUCAGACGGAGUGGAAGGAAGGGCGUUUUGAAUUAUAUCGUGCCCAAAGCACAAACGAAUAACGAUAAUGAUAAUGAUAAUAACACCGAGGAGAAAUAUCUAACCUGGCUUCCACAUAGCAAUUUUGAAAAUCAACACACAGCACUCGAGAAUGCUCUUCUCCUGGCUCAUUAUACCAACCGCACCCUUAUCAUCCCACCUAUAAUUCUUGGGCGAUCAAACUCCUGGCGCGUUUUCUCCAAGUUGUACAAUAGCACUAUUCAUACUCACAAGAACAACAACCUCCACUGCGCGUUCUAUGUUGGCGAUCAUUUGUCUGCAGUACCCGAUUCGUGCAAACAGAUGAACGAUUGGACUUUGGUCGAAUGGAACAACCUAUAUGGUAGAUUGAUGUCUUUUAUGAAAGAACAACGUAUCAGAUCAGUAUUUACUAGAAACGUAUCGGUAGAAUGGAUAAUGGAGAAUACGGGAGCAAAGGCGGAAGACCUGCAUUACCUUAAAGACGCCGUUCAGUACGGAGCAAAAAUUUAUGAUGACAACAGGUCGAAAACACCGUUGGGCAGAUUCGUCGCCAAGUUGGAUUUGGACAAUUUCAAACAGGUUCCUCAUAAAGUGGUCUACUUUGAGAGCUUGGCUGGUGCGGGCAGAGUGCUUCACGAACUUGCCGACAAUAAUGAUUGGUAUCAGAAAAUGAAAUCCGAACUCGUCUUUACAUACCCAGGGAUUCUCUCUACUGCAGAUCGCAUAAUUUCAAAACUCGGGAAUUCCAACAAGUAUCUCGGCGUCCAUGUCCGAUUGAGUGACAGCUAUUUCCGCGGAGAGCACGAUAACACGGUACACUCUAUAAUAACGUCGAUCGAAUCGUUGUCUAAUUUACAGACGUUUACUGCUCGGCCUUUUGAAGUUGUCAAACCAACCGGCGAAGAGUAUGCAGAGAAAUGCGCCAACAAGAUGAUAUACAUGGCAACAGAGAUGAAACAGUCACGAACCGUUGAAGUAUUCAGAGAACUAUACGAGAGAUUCGACUGCGUACGAACGCUAAGUGAUUUCGAAGACGAGCUGUCCAACUUGGACUUUAUCAGAAAUAGAGACUUUGAUGAGAUUCCGAUGAAGAGCUUUUUGAUUCCGAUGAUUGAUAUGGUUGUUGCCGCACGUGGAAGGGCGUUUGUUGGAACACCUGCUAGCAGCUUUAGCGAGCAUGCGAGAAGACUACAUGGAGUGUUUUGGAAAUGGGAUCUUGAGAACGAAUGGAAUGCAUAUGUUGAUAGUGAUAAUAAAACGAUAAAGAGUUAUAUUAGCAAUGUUGGUAUUAACGAUGCGAGUGAGAAUAGCGCAGACAUAACUCACAUGAAUAACUUCAAGAGCAAGGGAAUUUUGCCCCUAAACUCACGUUCAUUUUAUCACCAUGGGACACGUCGACGUCGUUCUGUUUCACACAUAUUCCUGGUUUCAAUUUCUCUUACGGUGAUAUAUGUCUUUAUCUACGACAUAUUACAUUUCGAUACCGUCGAACAAGUCCACAACAACAUUAAGGGCGAUAAUAGAUUUGAUAGUGGUAGCGUUAGGCCUAUCAAAAUUCCAGAUGAUCAAAAGAAGUUCAGUCUGACGUGGCCGUUUCAUAAGACACGCGACAUUAUUCCCAUAGACCCUGAAUACGGUAUCAAAUUGGCAUCACGAAUAAAAGUGAUCAAUGGAGAAUCUAUAUAUCAGGUACCGUCAGGACCGUCUGAACCCGGAGAGAAGUACCUUACAUACUUGCCACAUAGUCAGUUCAACAAUCAACGCAUAUCUCUAGAGAAUGCUCUUAUGCUUGCAUAUUACACAAACAGAACAUUGAUCUUACCUCCACUAAUUCUUGGCGAACACAGAGUAGCUUGGCUCCCAUUCCGGCAACUAUACGAUUCACUACAAACACUCAACAAAUCGCGUUCCCGCGAAAAUUGUGUCGACUGGCGCAACCGUAAUAUAUGCGACUACUGGGACAGUUGGAGUCUAGUCGGAUGGGACAAAAUAUUUGGAAACAUUGUGCGAUUUGUAAAGAAAGAGGGUCUGAGAAUAGAAUGGUCGAAUAACUUUUCGUUAGGCAGGCUGAAAUCAAAGUACAAUCUGACAAAUGGCGAUAUACAUUACCUGCGCGAUUCCGUAAGGUACGGUGCAAAGAUAUACGAUGACCCGCAGAGCAAAACUCCACUCGGCGCAUACCAGGCCAGGCUAUCUCUUGAGGCAUUACAGGCUAUCCCGCAGAAACUCGUCUAUUUUGAAACACUUUACGGUAUCGGUCGGGUACUGUUUGAACUACCAGAACAUUACGCAUUCAACAAACGAAUGGUUCGCGAGCUAGUAUACACAUACCCCGGAAUAAUAUCCAUAGCCGAAAAGAUAAUUUCAUUGCUCGGUGGCAAGGGUGCUUAUGUUGGAGUGCACAUUCGCGGUGAUGCUUACUUCCGCAAGGCAAUAGAACGUACCAUAGAAUCAUUAACCACGCAAAUAGAAGAAUUGCAAGUUUCCCCCAAGCAGCAUGUCGAACACCUAUCUUUCGGCACCCACGAAUAUUGCCUUCACAAUCUCGCUUCCAUUCCCAUAUACAUUGCAACAGAUAUGCGCCGGCCGCGUACGGACGCGAUUUCAAAGCGAUUAUUUGAAAUGUUUCCUUGUGCGCUGACAAUGUCUGAUUUCGAACCGCUCAUGGAUGAAUUAACCGCGUUUGUCAACGAGGCCGACGGCUUGCCGAUGAAACGGUUUUUGCUUCCCAUGAUUGAUAUGAUGGUUGCCGCUCAGGGAAAGGCUUUCUUUGGAACGCCGUUAAGUACAUUCAGUAAAUUUGCAAGAAGGUUACAUUCGUUGUAUGUUGAGAAUGACGAGGAUGUGUGA